This is a messenger RNA of Triplophysa dalaica, 4038 nucleotides long. It is a transcript of the gene clcn6, whose product is annotated as chloride channel 6. Gene Ontology annotation, cellular component: intracellular membrane-bounded organelle; lysosomal membrane. Bases 42 to 2609 code for a protein of 855 amino acids. The transcript is spliced from 23 exons. Gene Ontology annotation, biological process: chloride transport; transmembrane transport. The record is from RefSeq and is a predicted model, not a curated record. NCBI's taxonomy places the organism in Eukaryota, Metazoa, Chordata, Actinopteri, Cypriniformes, Nemacheilidae. Gene Ontology annotation, molecular function: voltage-gated chloride channel activity.
CGCGUGUCAUGUGAUCAGCGCGCGACCCUGUGUUGUGGAAGAUGGCGUGCUGUAGUGGUUGUUUGUGUUGUUGUACGGAAGGAGAAACCAGAACACCAGAGGAGCUGACCAUACUUGGAGAAACCAGAGAUGAUGAUGAUGAUGAGAUAUUACCCAGAAAAGACUAUGAGAGUUUGGAUUAUGACCGCUGUAUCAACGAGCCGUAUCUGGAGGUUUUGGAGGGCUUGGAUAAUAAGAAAGCUGGAAAGUAUGAAGUCAUAAAGUGGAUUUUGGUCUUUGCUAUCGGAGUAUCAACAGGACUGACUGGCCUGUUUGUGGAUUUCUUUGUGCGACUCUUCACACAGCUGAAGUUCAGAGUGGUUGGAGGAUCCGUAGAGGAAUGCAGUGAGAAGGGAUGUCUGGCUCUGUCUUUACUGGAGCUGCUCGCUCUCAAUAUGAUUUUCACAUUCAUCUCCAGUGUUCUGGUGCUCGUUGAGCCGGUGGCGGCCGGGUCUGGUAUCCCGGAGAUUAAAAGUUACCUGAACGGGGUAAAGAUUCCCGGCAUCGUGCGCCUGCGGACCUUCAUGUGUAAGGUCACAGGAGUCUUGUUUGCUGUGGCCGGAGGAUUGUUUGUGGGUAAAGAGGGACCGAUGAUCCACAGUGGAGCGAUCGUGGGGGCGGGGCUUCCUCAGUUUCAGAGCAUCACCUUCAAGAAGAUCCGCUUUCACUUUCCGUACUUCCGCAGUGACCGGGACAAGAGGGAUUUCGUCUCUGCGGGGGCGGCGGCCGGAGUUGCGGCAGCUUUUGGGGCACCUAUAGGGGGCACACUCUUCAGUCUGGAGGAGGGCUCGUCCUUCUGGAACCAGGCCCUCACCUGGAAAGUGCUCUUCUGCUCCAUGUCUGCCACUUUUACACUCAACUUCUUUCGUUCUGGGAUUAACUACAGUAAAUGGGGCUCCUUCCAGCUGCCCGGCCUGCUCAACUUUGGAGAGUUUAAGUGUCAAGAUGGAGAUAAGACGUGCCAUUUGUGGACAGCAGUAGAUUUGGCGUUUUUUGUGUUGAUGGGGGUGGCUGGAGGUCUGCUUGGUGCUCUCUUCAACUGCAUCAACAAACGACUCGCAAAAUACCAUAUGAAAAACGUUCAUCCCAAAGCAAGAUUCAUCAGGGUGUUGGAGAGUCUGCUGGUGUGUAUGGUCACCACUCUUGUCAUCUUCAUGUCCUCCAUGACUCUCGGGGAGUGUCGAGAUCUUGUCUCCCCUAUGACCAACACCACAUCACAGGAGGUGAACUCAACCAUCCGCCGCUUCUUCUGCUACAAUAACACAUAUAAUGACAUGGCCACGCUGUUCUUUAACCCUCAGGAGGUGGCCAUACAUCAGCUCUUCCAUCAGAACGCGACCUUCAGUCCGGUCACCCUCUCGCUGUUCUUCGUGCUGUAUUUUUUUCUGAGCUGUUGGACGUACGGCGUGUCUGUCCCCAGCGGUCUGUUCGUGCCGUCUCUUCUCUGCGGGGCCUCACUCGGACGCUUGGUGGCCAACAUCCUCAAAAUAAACUUUCAUAUGCAAAUCUAUUCGGGCACAUUUGCUUUGAUUGGAGCAGCUGCCUUCCUAGGAGGCGUGGUCAGAAUGACAAUCAGCCUGACGGUUAUCCUGAUCGAGUCCACCAAUGAAAUCACUUAUGGACUUCCCAUUAUGAUAACACUGAUGGUGGCCAAAUGGACGGGAGAUUUCUUCAACAAGGGUAUUUACGAUAUUCACAUCCAUCUGAAAGGCGUUCCGCUGCUGGAGUGGGAAACUGAAGUCGAGAUGGACAAACUGACGGCCAGUGACAUCAUGGAGCCCAACCUGACGUACGUGUACCCUCACACCCGCAUUCAGUCUCUGGUGAGCAUCCUGAGGACCACCGUCUACCACGCCUUCCCCGUCGUCACCGAGAACAGAGACAACGAGAAGGACUUCAUGAAGGGAAACAUCCUCAUAAGCAACAACAUCAAAUUCAAGAAGAGCAGCGUGUUGACCCGAGCGGGCGAGCAGAGGAGGAGGUGUCAGUCUAUGAAGUCAUAUCCAUCCAGUGAACUGCGUAACGUAUGUGAUGUGCGGGUGAGCGAGGAGCCGGCGGAGGAGGGACAGGACAUUCUUCAACAGAUGCUGGAAAGACGACAUGUGCCGUAUCCAAACCUGUACCCCGAUCAGUCUCCCAGUGAGGAGUGGAGUAUGGAGGAGAGGUUCCGCCCGCUGACCUUUCACGGGCUCAUCCUGCGCUCACAGCUGGUCAAUUUACUGAUCCGCGGCGUCUGCUAUGCCGAGAACCAGUCGAGUGCCUCUCAGCCACGACUCUCUCACUCAGAGAUGACGGAGGAUUACCCACGAUUCCCUGACAUCCACGACCUUGAUCUGGCCCUUCUCAAUCCACGCAUGCUAGUGGAUGUGACUCCGUACAUGAACCCGUGUCCGUACACCGUGUCUCCAAACACGCGUGUGUCUCAGGUGUUUAAUCUCUUCAGGACGAUGGGUCUCAGACAUGUACCUGUGGUGAAUGCAGUGGGAGAGAUUGUUGGGAUGAUCACCAGACACAAUCUCACUCAUGAGUUUUUAGUUGCUAAACUCCGACAACAUUACAUCACAAUCUAAUCCAACAGCCCUCGUGCUGCAGCCGUUUACUGUGUGUGGAGCGCUACAGUCCAUAACAUCAGCCCGCGCACACACAGAUCUGUGUGUGACAGGUGAGACGCCAGAAACACUUUUCCUUUCCGUCUUCAGACUCCCUACAGUUUUCAGUUUGUGUGUAACGUUUGCUUUUGCACAAAGUGAGAUAUGAAGUGCUGCAGAAGACGACCUGAAUCAUUCCCACACUGCACACGCUGAUAUGACUGACCUCUGACCUCUUUUCACUAAACAUCCCUUUAUUCUGCUUAUGUUCAGAUUGUUACAACAUUUCAGUAUUUGUUUCAUGUUAAUGUGGUGUUGCUCAUGUCAAACCUAACAGUAUGGGUUUCAUUCCAGGCAUUUACAGCCCAGUCAAUCAAAUCAAUUGAAUAAAAAUAUUGUUUGUUUGCAUAAAUGAAACGAGGGCUUUUUUAGGACCAUUGGUUUGUUUUAUUAUACUUUUUCAUGCUUUAACUGCAUUACACUAAAGAGAAUUUGAGGCUGAAUAUUCAUAUUCAUUCGUUUUUUAAGCAAUAGUUGUUAUUUGUUAACAUUAGCUGACAUGAACACUACUUCUACAGCAGCAUUAUUAAACAUGUUUAAGUUGUAUGAUGUGAACAUUAGGUUAUGCUCAGUCAACUAACAUGUUGAUAUGAACAUAAACAAGGGUGAAUAAAUGCUGAAACCACUAUAUUGUUUAUUGUUAGGUAAUGCAUUUACUAAUGUUAACAAAUUCAGUCUAUUGUCAAGUGUUACCCUUUUAAGAGUGAAAUAUUUGUUUAUUAUUUGUGGCAUUAUGUGAGGAUCAUUUACAUUCCCUGAUGUUUGUCCGACAUUCUCACGCUUUGUGUCAGUAGUAUUGAACAUUGAUGGGAAUAUAAAUACUGGGAUUGAACCUUAAUAGACAAGUUAGUUUGUCACGCGUAACAUGGGUUCCUGAUAUGAAUGUGAUAACACGGGUCUGUGGCUUUCUGCAGAUGUGAAUCCUCAUAUGACAGCAGAGAACACUGUAUUAGCAGAAAUACACUUUAUAUUUGUUUUGUUCAGUGUUAUUAUCUAUUUUCUUAUUGUUUUUUUAUUUAAGAAAUCCCACUGUGAUUUUCCUGUGUGUUGCAAAUAAUGUUUUUAAUGUAUAUACGAUGAUGUAGGCCUAUAUUGCAGUAUUUUUAUUGCGAUUGAAAACUGUUAUUUCAGUUUAACUUGACUUGUGCUUGAUGAUGUAUGUUUUCCAGCAUACUGCACGGUUUCAUGUUUGAGCUUUUGUUCAUGUGAUUCAGAUGGAGACUAAAUCACCAGCCGUCUGUUUUAAAAGCUUCAUAUGCAACUGACAUGUUAAUAUCAUCAACCAUAUAUACUGUCAAUGCACGUACUUGGAAUAAAAGGUGCACACUUGUAAAACUUUUGUUUAAAUGAA